AUCCACUGCACAAGGGGAGGAACUGUUUUAGCGGCACACGAGUAGGCAGAUACUUAUUGAACAUGUGACUGACCACUUGAAAGAAAACUAACUAACGUUAAACUGGAUAGUUUACUUGUGACUUUUUUGACAUACCGAUUUCUCAGAAUUACUACAGCUGUUCCAGAGCUUAAACAUCACUGAACUACUGCACAACAUGAGCUCUCCGAAGAAAGCGACUACUGAACCUCAUGUCAUCAAAGAGGAGCUGAUAGCGAGUGGAAAAUGGUUGACGCUUGAGAAGACCACAUAUGUGGAUCCAUCCGGAAGCACCAGAACAUGGGAAACCGCAAAGAGAACAACCCGAGUCGCCAACAUUGCAGCUGAUGGUGUAGCAAUCAUAGCCCUUCUGAAGAGGACGCUACAUAAAGACUGUGUUGUAAUGGUGAGGCAGUUUCGUCCACCCAUGGGGUGCAACACACUGGAGUUUCCUGCAGGUCUGAUAGAUGACAAUGAGACCAUUGAAACUGCUGCUUUGAGAGAGCUAAAAGAGGAAACGGGUUACAAAGGGGAGGUGGUGGGCGUCACUCCAGUCACAUGUUUAGACCCGGGCUUGUCUAACUGCACCACACAGAUGGUGAUGGUACAUAUCAAUGGAGAUGACCUUGAAAAUAUAAACCCCACUCAGCAGCUGGGUGAUGGAGAAUUUGUGGAGGUUAUUCUUCUACCUCUGGAUGAAUUUCAGCAAAAAAUUGAAGAGCUGCUGCAGAAAGAGAAAAUAGUGGUGGACUCCAAGGUGUAUAUUUAUGCUAUGGGAAUGUCGCAGGCCUUCUUUAAACCCAGAGAGUUGCCUGUGCUGAAGCAGUGAGAUGCACAAAUCUCUCACCUGGAACACACUAAAGACAGACUGACGUGAAAUCUACCAAUACUUGACCAUGGCCUUAGUGUUUUACAACGCUUGCCUCAACAUUCCUAAUAAACUAACAAUACUUAAUUAAGAGGUAUUCAGUGUUUGCACAGUUUUACAGUUUAUUAUUAAAUAUAUAGGAACUUACCAAACAUUUUUUGAGUAUGUCCUGUCUGAUUUUGGCCUGUAAUAACAAAAGAAAUCCAUAAAAAAAAAAAAAAAAUAUUUAUAGGUCAUACAGUAAGUGUCACAAAAGACUCUCUCUAUAGGAAAGGUACUUUGUAUUAUGAUCAGAACUUGGAGUAAAUCUGGUAAAAACUGAUUCAAAAGGGUAUUUUUGAUGUACUGUAUCUAUGUAUUCACAUACGGGCAUCCAGUUGUCUACAGGACUGCAAUACGCAGGUCAUUCUAAAACUUUAUGCUGGAGGAUGCAUAUGCAAUGUUGUGUACCUGGAUAACUGUAUUAAUUUUUCUAAUAAAUUUGACAGUUUAAAUUUU
Molecule: messenger RNA, 1384 nt
Organism: Cyprinus carpio (common carp)
Lineage: Eukaryota; Metazoa; Chordata; Actinopteri; Cypriniformes; Cyprinidae
Gene: nudt5
Product: nudix (nucleoside diphosphate linked moiety X)-type motif 5
Exons: 10
Coding region: 197-847 (216 amino acids)
Biological process (GO): ribose phosphate metabolic process; nucleoside phosphate metabolic process
Cellular component (GO): nucleus
Molecular function (GO): ADP-ribose diphosphatase activity
Source: RefSeq, a predicted model, not a curated record